Messenger RNA from Gadus morhua (Atlantic cod), 664 nucleotides. Its product is annotated as matrix metalloproteinase-18-like. The coding region runs from base 74 to 484 and encodes 136 amino acids. The record is from RefSeq and is a predicted model, not a curated record. Lineage: Eukaryota; Metazoa; Chordata; Actinopteri; Gadiformes; Gadidae. The transcript has 5 exons.
CACUCUGUUAGGCUUCAACCUCUUUGCGGUGGCAGUGCAUGAGUUUGGCCACGCCCUGGGCCUGCCUCACGCCAUGGACCCCGGGGCGGUGAUGUACCCGACGUACAGCUUCCUGCCGGACCUACGGCUGGCCCACCAUGAUGUCCAGGCGGCCCAGCGCAUGUACGGCAUCAAUCCGAAGUAUGCUUCCCUCUUCUACAAGAGGCCCCCUCCUCGGACACCUGACAAGUGUGACCCAAAUUUGUCGUUUGAUGCGGUCACAGAACUCCAGCAGGAGAUCGUGUUUUUCAAAGACAGAUUCAUGUGGCGUAAGUAUCCGACAUCUGAUGAGAUCGGGAUCAGUCUGAUCCGUGGCUUGUGGCCCGAUGCUGUACCACAUAACAUGGACGCCGCCUAUGAGAAUGUGGAGAUGAACCAACUCUUGUUUUUUAAAGGUACGACGAGCAGCAGAAGACAAUGGAGGAGGGGUCCCCAGCGCCAAUAGACCAGCAAUGGCCGGGCGUUCCCUCUCACCUCGAUGCAGCUAUUUUUUAUAAGGGUUUCGUAUACUUCUUCAAAGGAGGUUUCCAGUACAAGUACGACCCUGAGGUGAAAUAUGUCAUCUCCAGAAGGCCGGCUGGUCAUAUGCUGGGAUGCAGGGGGGUCCCUGAGUGACACACUGAUG